Molecule: messenger RNA, 747 nt
Organism: Debaryomyces fabryi
Lineage: Eukaryota; Fungi; Ascomycota; Pichiomycetes; Serinales; Debaryomycetaceae
Exons: 1
Coding region: 1-747 (248 amino acids)
Biological process (GO): glycerol-3-phosphate biosynthetic process; triglyceride metabolic process; glycerol metabolic process
Cellular component (GO): mitochondrion
Molecular function (GO): glycerol kinase activity
Source: RefSeq, a predicted model, not a curated record
AUGCCACGUCGUCAAAGUAAUGCUCCGUCGCAGCCACUUGUUGCCACGAUUGAUAUAGGUACAACUUCAGCAAGAGCUAUUUUGUUUAGUCAACAGGGUGUUGAAGUUGCCAAACAUCAAAUCGAAUAUUCCACCACCGCCUCUGAGGCUCCAGCGGAAUCCGAGAAUAAAGAGCAAUUUAGAAGAAGAUCGUCUCUUAUGAGACAUAAUCAGCCUAUUUUCACUGCUGAAGGUAUUGCUAUCUCCAUUACAGAUGAUAUUGAGAUUGAAAAUAAUGCUGCAAGUGUUGGUCCUACGUUGAGAUUCCCACAACCGGGAUGGGUUGAAUGUAUGCCAGUUCAUAUAUUGGCUAAUGCAGUUCAGUGUUUGGUGGCCUGUUUGAUUACUUUGAGAAAAAUCAAUCAAAACCCAGAGUUGAAAAUCAAGUACAAGGUCAAGGCUAUUGGUAUUGCUAACAUGAGAGAGACUACUAUUGUGUGGUCACGUAAGACCGGUAAACCUUUGAGUAAUGGUAUUACAUGGACCGAUACCAGAACUGCUGAGAUUGUUCUGCACUUGGAAAAGACAAUUGAUGAAGAAAGAAAAGAAGAAUUGAAACAAAAGACAGGGUUACCAUUAUCUACAUAUUUCUCGGCCGCCAAAUUGCGUUGGUUAAUUGAUAAUGACGAUACUAUAAAGGAAGAGUACGAGAAAGGUGAUGGUAACUUAAUGUUUGGUACUGUUGAUACGUGGUUGAUUUACCAUUGA